Molecule: messenger RNA, 2726 nt
Organism: Diachasma alloeum
Lineage: Eukaryota; Metazoa; Arthropoda; Insecta; Hymenoptera; Braconidae
Gene: lili
Product: protein Lilipod
Exons: 9
Coding region: 256-1833 (525 amino acids)
Biological process (GO): signal transduction
Molecular function (GO): transmembrane signaling receptor activity
Source: RefSeq, a predicted model, not a curated record
GAGACUCUAUCAUUUACAAGUGACAAUAGUUAAAUUCAACUAUGGAAAUGCGAAAUUUUUAAAUUAAUACAAUUAUCAAUACAUUUCUAUUAUAGAAUUGUUGUAGAGGUAGUUUAUAUUUGUGCUUUCAGUUGAAAUUGUGAUGUGGUGCGUGUGAACAAAUUGGAGUAUCUAUAGCCUUUUCAUGUAAAAUGUCGUUACACUCGACGAUUCAGUAUUUAACCAAAAAAAAUUUGCUGAGAAAUAGGUGAAAAGAUGGAAGAUGAUGCUGAUCUCAGGGAACAAUUAUUCCACAAUACUGUCCGAGAAAAUAUUAUAUUUCUCCUUCUGUUUCUUUUGUUGUACAUCUCCAGUUACGCUUUCAUCGCCAGAUUCAGACGUACAGAUCGAGAAGACUAUUUUUCAGUAGAUGAAGAUGAGGCGACAGUUUAUAGAAUUAGCCUAUGGCUAUGCACUGUUGCCCUAGCAGUGUCAGUUGGUGCAACAUUACUUUUACCAGUUUCAAUCGCCAGUAAUGAAGUUCUCAUACUUUAUCCAAAUAGUUACUAUGUUAAAUGGCUCAAUAGCUCUCUUAUACAAGGCCUCUGGAAUCAUGUAUUCCUAUUCUCGAACCUCUCUCUGUUCGUCUUUCUACCGUUCGCAUAUCUUUUUACGGAAUCUGAAGGAUUUGUUGGAUAUAAAAAGGGAGUUAUGGCCAGAGUUUAUGAGACCGUGACAGUAUUAUGCCUGCUCGGAACUCUAGUUCUCGGUAUGACAUAUGUGUUAUCGGCACUCAUUGAUUAUCAACAAUCGAGUCUCCACACAUUACUCAAUUUAUGGAGUUACUAUUUACCCUUUUUAUAUUCUUGUGUAUCAUUCGUCGGAGUUGUCAUGUUGUUACUGUGUACACCAGUGGGAUUUGUACGACUUUUUGGUGUUGUUGGAUCCUGUCUUGUUAAGCCACAAUUCUUGAAAAAUUUAGAUGAAGAAUUCUUUGCCUAUCGACUGGAGGAAGACUGCAUAAAAAGACGCCUUGAACAUGCACAAGCUACGGGAAAAUCCUACGUUUCACCAAUGCCAAUGUCACCACCAUCGUGCAACAGUGUACCUGACGAUGAUGAACAACUUCUUGUUUCAAAUCCAAGUUUAAUGUGCCUCAAGAAUGGGGCUCUUCAACGUGGCCUUAUCCAAAGACUAAACGAUGUACAGAAACAUAGUAAAAUACUUGAUAAGCAGAGAAGAACUUGGUGGGUUAGACGAACUCUUGUUUAUCCAUUGGCGAUGCUGGCUCUCUUGAUCCUGUCAACCACAACUGCCCUCUUAGCAGUGCAAAACACACUGGAAUUGCUCAUUGGAAUUAAAGCACUUCCAUUGAGUACAAGGCAAUUUACGCUGGGAAUCAGUUCGCUGUCAAAACUCGGACCAAUUGGUGCUGCAGUUGAGGUAGUUGUAAUACUAUACUUGGCGGCCACAAGUGCCAUUGGCCUCUACGGACUUCCCGGCGUGAGAAGAGUUAGGCCACGUAUUCAUUCAACACCUCUUACUCAUCUUAUUGCUAAUUGUGCCCUUCUGUUGGUUCUCAGCUCAGCCUUACCGCUUUUAUCCCGUAUAUUAGGAAUGACAAAUUUUGAUUUAUUGGGUGACUUUGGACGCAUUGAGUGGCUUGGUAAUUUCAAACUCGUUUUAUUUUACAAUCUUAUAUUUGCAAUAGCUGCUAUUGCAUGCCUUGCCACCAAAUUUACGGCGACUGUGAGGAAGGAAAUUUACACGAGACUCCGUACCAGCAUAAUUGGUAUAUUUAGGUUGGAUGGUAAAAGAAGUCAAACGGGGCCAUUCUCUAAUAAAGAAGACUAGACUGAUAUUACAAUUAUAAGAAGAUGAUCGUUUAAAAAAAAUAAUAAAAAAAUAAAUAAAUGAAAGAAUAGGAAAAUGCAAAGAACGAUCAUUUCAUUGCAACUAGUUUAAUAUGCAUCUUGAAUUGAGACAAAAAAAAUAGUGAGAAUGACUAUAUCCACCAGGGAAUUGGUAUUAGAUAAAAUUACUAGAGAUGUUGAAAGUGAAGAGAUAAUUACUCCAACGUAUUCAUAAUUUUCUCAUUCUUCAUUGUAGAUAGGUAUUAUUUGAAACCACAUACUUGCUUCCCAUUUGAGAAACAUGUGAACGUUAUAGCGUGAUAUAUCUUGUGAUAAAAGUGUGUGCAUGUAAUUCAAAUUGGAUACAUGUAUUUUUAUUUCAAGUGUGUCAGAAGUCAGAAUGACAUUUUUUUAUCAAAGAAACUAAAAUUUUGACGAUUGUUAAUAGAAAAAACGUCGAUGUAUGUGAAUGCAUUCGAAGAAUGGAAAUUCUUUCACAAUGCAUGAAAAUUGACGCUAUCUGUAUAAAAUGUGCAUUCAAAGUCAGUGGAUAGAUAGUGGGCAAAUUAGAGGAUAUUUAAAAUUAUUUCCCACAUGUUUUUGUUGGCAUUUUCACUUUGGACUUUCGGUUAUACAAUCAACCUAAUUGUAAGGCCUUAAUAUGAGAUACAAAAUACAUUUUAUAGACAUUUUGAAAGAAUUUCAUGUGAUAUGUAUUCUCAUUAAUAAGACAAUAUUAACUUGAAUAAUUGCACUUCACAACUGCUAUAAAUAAUAAAAACAACUGAUGUACUCAAGACUCUUCUUUAAAUAAUUAUUCAUGUUUGUACCUUGGGGAUAAAACAAGUACAAUUUGUUAUACUUGUUUUGAAUGAAAUUUUAUUUUUAAUGACA